Saccostrea cuccullata (small rock oyster) is the source of this 5310-nucleotide messenger RNA. RefSeq names its product diacylglycerol kinase zeta-like. The record is from RefSeq and is a predicted model, not a curated record. Gene Ontology annotation, molecular function: ATP-dependent diacylglycerol kinase activity; protein binding. The transcript has 32 exons. Lineage: Eukaryota; Metazoa; Mollusca; Bivalvia; Ostreida; Ostreidae. The coding region runs from base 953 to 4864 and encodes 1303 amino acids. Gene Ontology annotation, biological process: lipid phosphorylation; diacylglycerol metabolic process; intracellular signal transduction.
UGUGUGUAUAGUAUGGAUUUCUUGGAGUACAAACAUUCAUUCAUUAAAUGUCAAACAGAUUGAUUUUUUUCUUGUUCCACUGCCAGAUGCUGCGAUUGGCUGCUAGAUUCUUUGAUCUGCCCGAAUUUCCCUCCUCCAGCAAACAUUGUAUAUAUUACAAUGUGCCUAUAGUUUUCUCUAGAAACUCAAUGUGGAAGAUGUUUGAGAACUUUCAGUGUUUUUUAUUUAUUUAUUUUUAACUUUUUGAAAAAAAAUUCUUGGCAGUGGACUUUAAUGACUAUAGCCUUGAAGAAAAUGCGACUUUUUAUUGGAGUUAUUUAGAGGAGGAAACAGUUUGUUGUUAGUUAUUUUUUCUGAUUUUUAUUUCAAAGAAAUGUGAUAUUAUUGUUUAGUUACCCUUUUUCCACUAGUGGACUGGAUUGGGAUCUUUUCCUGUAAAUAGACAUUCCUGUUCUUAAGAUGUGAAGGCUGGAGUAUUUAGUUAAACCAGGUGUAUGGGACUAAUUAAUGUAAUAGUACAUGAAGGUAAAUAUUGAUUUGUACAGUUAUUGCUUUUAAUCACCAGGAAAUUCUAUUGUCUCUCAAAGUAAGCAGCGGAGGGGCAGAGGAUUUUCUAGUGUAGGAAAAAAAUUGUCAAUAUUCAAUCUUGGGAAUUGCUCCUCUUCUUGAUCUACAUUUCAUUGCUUGGAAGGUGCCAUUAUUGGUGAAACCUACAAAGAAAUGCUUGACAUUGUCACAGAACAAUAGCUUGUGCAGGUACCCUGCAGACUGGGAUUGAUUUAAUUGUUUAUCAGCAAAGCUGUAAAUCGGAAGAUUUCUUGUUCGUGUUGGUGACAUAAUUCUUGAGUGCAUUCUUGUUAUGUGCACUUCAUUCUUCUUUAUGGCAGCAUGAUAAGGGUUCUAUAAUUCAGAAAGCAAUUUGAAGGCGACGUUUCAAAACCUGUAAAAAACAAUGCAUCUGUUUAGAAAAUCCAGGAGUAGAUCUCCGACAUUUGAAAUUCCAAAACUUUGCUUAUCAAAGCAGAAAAAUGUGUCGAUUGAGGAGCCUAGCUCAGUCUCCAAUGGGCUGGAGGUGCCCCUGGAGCAGAGGGGAAGGUCCACAAGUUUCGACUCGAGUUCUCUGUGCUCAGAAAAGAAUGAGUUUCUUCAGGUUCCAAUCAUGACGGGAAGGAGAUGUCAUUCUUUUGAUUCCUGUACCAUAGGGUCACGAAGCUGGAGUGCAGAAUCCUCGGAUGACAAUACAUCUGAAAGAGAAUCCACAAAAAGUUGGAAUCAUUUACGGAUUCCCAGAGGGAAACGGCGGAGUUCCAUGGAUAUCCCCAAACUGUGCAUACAUUGUGUUCACAUGGAGAGAUUUGUAGAAAAAGAACAGGGAGAACUGAAUGGGAGACAUUUUUACCUGGGAAGUGAAGAACACCUAGCCUCGGGUUCAAGCACCAGCUAUACGACUUCAUCGGAUGAAGGGUCCUUGACGUCGGAUAUAGACUUCUAUCUGUCGGAUGAAUCUUCACAAGGAGAUCACUGUGACAGAGAGAGUGAUGCUGAGCCAUAUUUAAGUGACACAGGUAGAAAUAAGAGCUGCUCUCCAGAUUGCGGCUAUCCAAAGAGUUCAAACUCUCAUUCCCCUUCUCCUGACAAUCGUAAAUCCCCUGACGACCGUCCGUACACAAAUGCUGUCACCCUGGAAGUUCCCGUAAUUCGACAACACAGAUCCACUUCUCUAGAUGGAGCUUUAUUACAAUCCAAUUCCAACUCGGAUGUGGCGGUUAAACCAGUUAGUCCGAGUCGUGGAAUGGUACAACGACAAGAUUCGUUUGACGAGGGAUUAGUACUAGACGAUGGGUCAAAAUCUCAAGUACGAUCCACAUCAGUGGAUGUCAAUUUACCAACAGAGGAGGAAAAACAUUACAAAGCUAUCACUGGAUCACCGAAGGCUAUUUCUAAGAGCACAUUCAGCAAUACAAACUACCUUCAUCCGAGUCAUGCGGAGUCGGGAUUCAGGAGGAGAGAACUCCGGUCGACGGUGGACUGGGCGGAUCAGGCGGUCAAUAGUGAUCACUUGUGGGUGGACACUAAUGCCUCGGGUGACUACUGCUACGCCAUGGAACCAGAUUGUCUGAAAACGGGACCAAGGAAAAAAUGUAUUGCUUGCAAGAUUGUGGCUCAUACAAUGUGUAUUCCUGUCUUAGAAAAGAAAAAUUUGAGAUGUAAACCAACAUUCCGAGAGGCUGGUGUACGAAAUUAUCGAGAGGAAAGCGACUCUGAACCUUCGCAAACAUUCAUGAGACACCAUUGGGUCCACCGACGGAGGCAGGAGGGAAAGUGUAAACAGUGUGGGAAGUCUUUUCAGCAGAGAUUUGCAUUCCAGAGCAAGGAGAUAAUUGCGAUCAGCUGUUCGUGGUGUAAGGCAGCGUAUCAUAAUAAGGUGUCCUGCUUUAUGAUGCAGCACAUAGAGGAACAGUGCACACUGGGUGCCCAUCAGAGCAUCAUAGUUCCACCGUCGUGGAUCAUAAAACUUCCAAAAAAAGGGUCUUUCAAAUCAUCAUUGAGAAAAAAGAGGCGAGCCUCUAUAAAACGAAAGAAAGCCAAGGAAGAAAAUCGUCCAUUCAUAAUCAAGCCCAUUCCCUCCCCCCUCCUAAAGCCACUUCUCGUCUUCAUUAAUCCCAAGAGUGGUGGGAACCAAGGGGCCAAACUCAUGCACAAGUUUUGUUGGUGGUUAAACCCCCGUCAGGUGUUUGACUUAUCUCACGGAGGACCACGACCAGGACUUGAGCUGUAUAAGAAAGUGCCUAACUUGCGUAUCCUGGCCUGUGGGGGAGACGGAACGGUAGGCUGGAUCCUCUCCGAAAUCGACAGUCUGGGCAUUAAACCUCCCCCACCCGUAGCCAUCAUGCCACUGGGCACAGGCAAUGAUCUCUCUCGAACCCUCAACUGGGGAGGGGGCUAUGCAGAUGAACCAAUCACCAAAAUCCUUAGUUAUGUGGAGGAGGGCCAAGUGGUUCAGCUAGACAGAUGGAACGUGGAAGUUUCUCCUAAUGCCGCGGCGGAGAAUGAUGUCUGUGAUGAACCAUUAGUAACCGACCAACUACCCCUCGAUGUGUUCAACAACUACUUCAGUCUCGGGGCCGACGCCCACGUCGCUCUAGAAUUCCACGAAAGCAGAGAGGCCAAUCCAGAAAAGUUUAACAGCAGGUUUUGGAACAAAAUGUUCUAUGCAGGUGCUGGUGGACGUGACAUGCUCAGGAGAAGUUGGAAGGGCCUGGCCGACCAUAUACAGCUUAUACCCUCGUAUGCUAGUGGGACGUUACCCUGGGGGAAUCCUAACACACCAGGAUUUGAACCCCAACGCCAUGACGACGGUUACCUAGAGGUCAUAGGGUUCACGUACUCCUCCUUGGCCACCUUGUAUAUGGGAGGGCAUGGAGAGAGGUUAAUACAGUGCAGGGAAAUCAAGCUAAUAACUCUCAAGGCAAUUCCGAUGCAGGUGGAUGGUGAGCCGUGCAGGUUACGGCCCUCGACCAUUGUCAUCCGAGCGCGGAAUCAGGCCAACAUGAUCGCCAAACCAAAGAGGCGGGGCUCAGUACCCAUAGCCAAUGACCCCCCGUCCAUGCCUGAACGACUUCGAAUACAGGUCAGCCGUAUCAGUAUGGCCGACUAUGAGCAUCUGAAUUAUGACAAGGAUCGCCUCCGAGGAGCAUCUGUGCCUCUAGGGCUGAUAGUGGUAGACAAUAAUGCAGACCUAGAUCAAGUUAGACAGAUCAUCAACAAAUUACAGCAGGGAAACAACGAACUCAACUCUUCUUCACAACCUUUGUCUUCAAAAUGGUGCUUCUUAGAUUCUACAACGGCUGAGAGAUUUUUUCGAAUUGACCGGGCCCAGGAACAGUUACACUACAUCACAGACAUCUCCUCUGAGGACCUUUAUAUACUAGAUCCUGACAUGGCCAGCACUCAACAUUCCACAGGGAACGGGGAGGUGACCAAACCCCAGGAAGAUAAAGGCCUAGUCUUCACCUUCUCAAUGCCAGUCACCCCACCCAAGUCCCCAGGCAUUUCAGAGGCUGGACAUAAUAAUAAUGAGGAAAAGCAUACUCUACCUGUGCCAAAGUCCCCGGGGGAAAACAGGGCCACACUUCCUCGACCCGAGAGUAAGGAAAAUUUACUCACCCCGCCCUCCCCUGGCUCAGAUAACAGUCAUAUGCCCCUUUGCAGAGCAAGCCCUCAUAAGGGCACAUGGGUCUGUGUUCGGGUCGCAGACCGCAGCUUUCUACGUCACUCACUGGGCUCUGAGCCAGGCUCGCCAAACUCUCCCAAUGACUACAGUUCCAAGCAGUACCAGUUUAUGUCAGUGGCCAAUGCAACAGCAGCAGGAAAGGCAAAGAAACUCACAGUUGCUGACAAAGCUGAUGAAGAUCAGUUAACACAUGCUGAAAUCUCUCUUGAUAAAAGAUUGAUAGAUGCUUCAAAGAGAGGUGAUUUAACAAAGUUGGUUGACUUGUUCUGUAAUCAGGAUGCGGACCUUCUAGCGACUGACCAAUAUGGCAUGACCUCACUGCACCAUGCUGCACGGUUUGGACAUAAGGGCAUUGUCAAAUAUCUCAUAGAUAAUGCUCCCCCUGUCAUUUUGGAUAUGGUGGACUAUGAGAAAGGACAGACAGCAUUACACAAGGCAGCGUGGUACCAGAGACGGACGAUCUGUUACAUGUUAGUGGAGGCCGGCGCCUCCCUCACACGUACUGACUACCAGGGGAACACGCCGCGGCUACAGGCACUGAAGGCCGAUGACAAAGAGCUGGCCGCUUAUCUAGAAAGUCAGGAGCAUUUUCAACUGGUUGUGUCAGAGGAUCAAGAAACAGCUGUUUGACUGGUUCCCCAGAAAAACAGCAGUUUGACUGGUCCCCGAGUUCCAUUAAAGGCCAAUACAUGUGAUAAAAAACCCUGAACUUGGCCCUACAUUGUGAUAUUUCUGACAACUUUCCACUUUUUCGUGUUUUCUCCCAGUUUUGUGAUGCAGUGAAUGGUGUGAGUCAUGAGUGGGUACUUUAUAAAAAAGUGUGAGAUAAUUUUUUCUACUUUUUUUCCUAAUAUCUUUGUCUAGGAUUAUUUUUGUCUUUGGAUUUGAUUGGUUCUCACAAUUAUCUGUGAUAUAUAGGCUGUUUCAAAUUUAUUCACAGUUUGUGUAUUCAAAAUUGGAUAUUUGAUUUCAAAUUUGCAAAUGAUUGCUUGAAUUUGAAGUUAUAUCACAAGGACAUUUGUUGAUACAAGUUAUUAGCAAGUAAACACUUUCUCCAGACUUUUCCUUUUUGGAUG